Cucurbitaria berberidis CBS 394.84 is the source of this 1565-nucleotide messenger RNA. RefSeq names its product kinase-like protein. The record is from RefSeq and is a predicted model, not a curated record. Gene Ontology annotation, biological process: protein phosphorylation. Gene Ontology annotation, molecular function: protein kinase activity. Bases 259 to 1209 code for a protein of 316 amino acids. The transcript has a single exon. Lineage: Eukaryota; Fungi; Ascomycota; Dothideomycetes; Pleosporales; Cucurbitariaceae.
CCUCACCUCAAAAGCGCUAGCGUUCCAUCAACCCUCCUACCCGAUCAUAUCUACCUAGCUCGAAUCCACACGGUCAAACAUCAAAGAACUCUCUUCCUGAAGUACGACACCUUCGAAUCUCAGAGACAGUGGGCCUCUCUGGGCUUCUACUGACUACCGGCCUCCCUUCUCUCUGCGCUUCGCCUACCAUGCCCGCCUUUGCUAGCAUCGGUUCUUUCUGGAUUGCGCCUACUACACCCGUCCCCUACACUUCACACCAUGCCCGUUCUUGCUGGUCUUCCAUCGCCCACUCAAAUAGGUCUCUCGCGUGAUAUCAUGCAUUCUUUCCAGAACGAUCUCCUCGAGUGCUAUUCCGACGCCGAAUUAGUCUGCCAUAUCGACAAGUCCCCGCGCCUCACGCCCUUCUCUGCAAUAUCCCUGUUAUCUACCAGGUACUUAGCCAAAACCUAUGUGCCCGAAGCGUUGGAAGAUUCGGUUAGAGCCGUGGAAGUAGCUCGUCAGCUGGGCGUUCGCGUUCCUGACAUUAAACGCACGAUUAAAUCCAAUGAUGGAGCAUUUUGCAUUAUGGAGUGCAUUGAAGGAACCACGUUAGAGGAAGCAUGGGCGAAAUUAGGCUGGUUUGCAUCUAUAAAGCUGGCUGUGCAGCUUCGUCAUGCAAUCAGCCUUUUAAGAUCAGUGAGCUCGUCUACUGCAGGAUCUCUUGCAACUGGCGAGUGCAGGUCAUUUUGGCUUGACGACCGCUACGGCGUGCCGGCAAGGUCAAGUCCAGAUGAUAUCACUUCCUUUAUUAAAUUCUGGGCCAACUUCAUCUCUAUUCGACAAGAAAUAAAGAAUGCGCCCCACUGUUUGGUGUAUUCAAAGGUAUACACGCCUCCAGCGGCCAGGACAUUUGUUUUUACUCACCAUGAUCUUGCUCCUCGAAACAUUCUUCUUGAUCAUUCAGGUCAACUUUGGUUAAUUGAUUGGGAUUACGCAGGUUUCUACCCUCCUUACUUUGAGUACGCGGCUAUGCACAAUUUUCACAUUCCUCAGGAUUGGAAUAUGUUUGCGCGCAUGCGAUGGCAUCUAUUUACUUGGAUUGCAGCUGGGCGCACUGAGAAGCAGAGACGGCUUUUGGAACGCAUAAGAUCGAAAUUCACACGGUUCAGUGUCGGGCGCCGCUUUCACCUCUUGGCAAAUAGCAUUCCGACCAGAAAGCCAGUAUCUUAGGCAGACCAAACUGAAAGGAGAACCAAAGUUAAUUCAAACACUUUUUAAGUAGUAACAGACGUUGCUUAACUGGACUUAAGUGCUUCACGCGGUUAUUAACAUACAUGUUAUAGUAAUAGAGUAGUCUCUGGUCGAUUCCUUCAAGUAGCGAUAGUGCUGCUCAUCAUCCUCUACUACAGGACACAUGAUUGCUGGGCGGGUAUGCAAACGGUAGACACAAUCAUAUGUAAAGUAUGUCUACCUAUGACCAGGCUGGGACCUGCAAGCCUCUACUUAGCCCGCGCGACGCCUAUUACGCGUGCAACCCUGCGCAGCUGCACCCUAGCAGCAAGAAAUAAAGGCGUCUUCGACAGCGG